Molecule: messenger RNA, 736 nt
Organism: Microplitis demolitor
Lineage: Eukaryota; Metazoa; Arthropoda; Insecta; Hymenoptera; Braconidae
Product: respirasome Complex Assembly Factor 1
Exons: 4
Coding region: 168-542 (124 amino acids)
Biological process (GO): mitochondrial respirasome assembly
Source: RefSeq, a predicted model, not a curated record
UGUGUACUACACGUACCACAAAUAAAAAACAACCAUGACAUGUAGUUAUAUGGAUUGAUAUAAAUGUACAAAUGUUUGUAUAACAAAGACAGAACAAGUGGUCGUCGUCAUACAUAAAUCAACUUUAGGUUAAUAGUUAACAAUAAUUUUUUAAAAUUUGACUUAAAAUGUCACCACCAAAGUCUGAUAAAAUUUCAAAUGGAAGUAAAUGUACUCCAAGUGUUUGGAGCCGAGCAAUAACUGCUAAUUCUGAGUGGCCGGACAAGGAUGAAUUUCUAGAUGUCAUCUACUGGAGUCGUCAAAUUAUUGGUAUAAUUUUAGGAGUAGCCUGGGGACUUAUUCCCCUCAAAGGUUUUGUAGCUCUAGUAUUAUUUGCUUUAUUUAAUGCGGGUUCCACGUACUUGUAUAUGAGUAGCUACCAACAAAUUGAUGAAGAAGAAUUCGGAGGUGUGUGGGAAUUAACCAAAGAAGGAUUCAUGACAUCAUUCGCAGGAUUUUUAGUUACUUGGAUAAUUAUUUACUCUGGUUUGCAUUUCGACUGAAGAAAUAAAUUUAAAUACAAUCAAGAAUCAAUGAACAAAUUGAGUAUUCACUAAUAAUAAUGCUCAAUUAAUUUAAUAAUUAAUUAAAUUUCACUACAAUGUAAAUAAAUAAUAUAAAAUCAUUGUUCAUGUGCCUACUAUUAACUACUGUAAUAUAUCUGUGUAUACAUGUGUCGACUGAUUACGCAGUUUGA